Megalobrama amblycephala (Wuchang bream) is the source of this 2413-nucleotide messenger RNA. It is a transcript of the gene nilt55, whose product is annotated as polymeric immunoglobulin receptor. The coding region runs from base 119 to 1135 and encodes 338 amino acids. The record is from RefSeq and is a predicted model, not a curated record. The transcript is spliced from 8 exons. NCBI's taxonomy places the organism in Eukaryota, Metazoa, Chordata, Actinopteri, Cypriniformes, Xenocyprididae.
GAGCACAAGAUAAAAACACACAAUCAGACGCGACAGAAGAACUGACAGUGAUUCUGACUGCUGAACACAAUACAAGAGGAUUCACAGCGGCAAGUUCACAGUUUUAUCAUUUGGGAUUAUGAAGACCUUCCUCUUCUUCCUCUUCUUCACUAUCUGCCUGAUUAAAGGUCACAUGGGUGAUGCUGCUGGAGGCAUGCCUGCCAUCGCAGGAGGAAGUGUCAUCAUCAACUGUAUAUAUGGACAUCACAAUCAGAAAACUAGAGAAAGUGCAAAAAGCUUUUGCAAAGUGUCUGGCAGUGAAUGUACAACCAUGACAGAAGUAAAGAGUGAUUUAUGGAUCCCAGAAGAGAGAUUCUCUAUGACUGAUAAUAAAUCUCUGAGUUUAAUUAGUGUGUUCAUUAGAAACCUGACCGUAAAUGACAGAGGAACGUACAGAUGUGAAGCCGGCAGUACAACGAUUCAGGAGGUCAUUUUUAACGUGGAACAAGAGCCGUGUUGUGGGAGAUCAGAGGAUCAGACUGCUUAUAUAUUAACUACAGCUGUCAUCCGCUGCAAAUAUCCAGAGAAAUAUAAAGAUCAUCCCAAACUAUUGUACAAAGUUCAGAAUGGAUCAUUAGAGUCUAUUAUUUUAACACAUGGAGGUUCAGUCACCAGUGGGAGGUUUUCUCUGAAUGUAAACGAACAGGAACUUGUCUUCACUGUGAAUAUUACUGGAGUGAGUAGACGUGAUGCCGGGGUGUAUUACUGUGGAGUUCACCCCAACAACCCUAUCUUCACUCCCCUUUUCACAGAGAUUCAGCUUCAUGUUUCAGAACAAACAGAUGCUCCAGUCAUGUCUGGUCUCUACAUCAUCAUUGCGGCGUGUUCGUGUUCGAUUCUGUUAUUAGCUGUAGGACUGAGUUUGUUAUUGUUCAAGAGGAGAUGUAAAAAGACAGAAGGUUCAGUCUCAGUGGAUCAGAGGAACACGAGAGAUGAUGAUGAGGGAGUCACUUCUGCUUAUUAUGACGUGAUUCAAGACUCUGCUCUGGAGUCCAUUGGUUUAAACACAGUUUACGCCACAGCACAUUUACCCACAAGCCCCUCUGACAGUGAUUUCUACACACUGGCCGAAAAGCCUCAAAACACCAAAACCUAAAGACACACCAUAAUCUGUCUGUUCUCUUCUAAUUCAUUUGACUCAUGCAGUUGGAUAUAUGUUGUAUAUGUUGCUGGUUAUUUUAACAGCCAACAGUUUGCUACUGUCAUAUCAACUAUGUUGGCAUAAAAAUGUUUAUAUGAAUAAUGUUGUUCACUUUCACUUCACUUUAAGACUAAAUUGUCCAAAUGUGGGUUUAAUAGCCUUUAAAGAGCACAGCAGUAAGAUUAUUUAAAGUUAUGAUUAAUUUUGAAACCUAAAGUAAUAUAGUAUUUUUUUCUGAAUUUUCUAGCUUUUUUUCUGACAAUAACCACAUUAAAAGAAAGUAUGCAAAUUGAAUUAAAGUGUCAAAAGUCCAAUAUUUACAGUACACAAUACUUUUGAUUGAUGCUUGAUGUCUCUAUUUUGUCUCAUUCUGACAUGUUCUUGUUUAUUAAACUGCCCUAAAUCUCUUUGAAGAUCAAGACUAGAUUUACUUGUGUCUGUUAACUCUUAUGUAAAGAAAAUAUAUUUUCCUAUAUAUGAAUGAUCAAUAUAUGAAAUGAUUUAAUGGUAUAUUUGAAAAUAUAAUGAAUAAUACAUUGUUAAUAUGUUACGAUAUAUUGAAAAAUACAUAAAGAAUUGACGCUUUUCAUAUAUUGAAAAAUAUGUGACAAUACAUUUACUAAUAUAUCAUAAUGUGUGCAAUUUUAUAUUCAGUAAUACACUUCAUAAUAUAUAGAUGUGUGUGAUAUAUUGCAUUUAUAUUUACUCAUGCAGUACAAACACACACAUAUAUAGAGAAAUAUAUAAUGUAAUAUAUUUCCUAUAUUUGAUAUUUAUAUUAUAAAUGUUUCAUAUUUUCAAGCUACUUAACAAAAGCACACCUUCAUGUACUUUAGUAUUUAGUAAAGAGACUAUCACUGUGCUGAAGAGAACACAAACAUUACCUUUUAGUAAUUAUAGUCUUGAUGUUCAGCCAUGUUCAUGUUCAACCUAACCACAGGCUCUACUCUUCAGCACAAUGAUAACCCCAAAAACUCACACACACCAGAAAACCUUUUAAAUUACAAACAUUAAACACCAGUGAUCUAUCCCUAUAUUAAUAUUGAGCGAAACUCAUGAAAUAACACUUACUCUCCUUUAACAGUCAGAAGCAAAGCAUGCUGGGAACUAGAAAUCUGCUGUAACUCAUUCUGUGAAUGUGUGUGUAUAUGUGUGUUCAUAUAUUCACAUUUAUAUGGGAACAUGUAUGUGUAAUUAUGUGCACAAUAAAGGAAACAACUUUAUGAAUGUAAA